AUGGAAAGCUCAUCGGCUGGUCAUGCCCAAUCUGUGGCAAACUCGGCAGGCAAGGUUCGAAUCUUACUACAGACCGUUACGCAUCUUGUCCCCGGCAGCGAGCGCCAUGAAAAACUAGAUUUUGUCCUCAACAUAGUCUGCCAGCAUCAUUGGCAACGGGACUUCGACUUUGAACAAGAGCGUUGGUCCUCAUAUCGUGAUGACUUUGGCUUGGAUAAAAGGCGCUGCUUCUUUCUGAUUGACCAUCACGGCUACGAUCAUACCAUCCAAGAGGAACAGGUACCGGUGAUAUGGUAUGAGUGGACGGGAGAAUCUCUUAUUCGUCUCAAUCAAGAUCUACCUUCCAAAGUAUUAAAAGAACUUAAGAAGUGGCCGUUUACAUGGGAAGGAAGGAAGUUCCACCGGGUGCCUAAGGGACAGGAUGGGGAAUAUCAUCCCAAGGACCGCCGGAAAAUAAUUCAGUCGAAGCGUCGCCUUGGUAUCCCUAUAUCUGAACAUGAUCUAGAAUUCUUAAGGGAGUAUUCAGAACAUGCGUGA
Messenger RNA from Clonostachys solani, 537 nucleotides. Lineage: Eukaryota; Fungi; Ascomycota; Sordariomycetes; Hypocreales; Bionectriaceae. The record is from the annotation of a GenBank genome assembly.